AUGGUCAAAUCCUUCCUUUUCCUUGGGCUGGGGCUCAUUGUGUCCAGUGGGACUGGUACCUUCUCGGCUCCAGUAGCCGAAACGCUCACAAAAUCGACGACGCCGCAUCUGGACCAAACUGCCCAGACGAGCGCGGACGGCAAGCGGACAAUUCGGGCGGCCGUCCCCGAUAACGAAGCCUCUUCUGAAAAUAGGGCUUUCGUGGACCCUGUUGCGCGCUUAAAGGGUAGCAGUAAUUGGCUGAAUACGACACUUAAAAAGUGGACUGGUGUCGAAUUCGUGACGGAGAAGGUACAAAACAGCGCGCUGAAACGGAAGCUGAACGAGUUAUUCUUAAUUCAUGGGAAGAAACUUUUUGACCUGAUCGAACGGAUCAGAAAGCCGUUCAGGCAAUUCAAGUUCGACCGAAAUGUGAAAAAGGCUGAACGCUUAAUCAACAAAGACAAGAAAUUCAAGGCUUUCGUCGACGAAGGCAUCACUCCAAAUGCGUAUUUGGUUGCGCAGGAAACUUUGAUGAAAAAUCCCAAGCUGGACGCUGCUACGCGGAAAAAGAAAGUUAAGCAGAUUGAGAAGUAUUUAGCGCUUCACGACCUGCUGAACUCAAGUUGA
Molecule: messenger RNA, 609 nt
Organism: Peronospora matthiolae
Lineage: Eukaryota; Oomycota; Peronosporomycetes; Peronosporales; Peronosporaceae
Source: the annotation of a GenBank genome assembly